UAUUCUUUAGCAGACGAGUUUAACACUUCUUUUUUUCUAUUAUUCUAAUCUCGAUUGGCGGAAUUAUUUGAAUAUGUUAAAAAAAAACGUGUACAUAAAUCAACAAGAAAACUGGGACUCACUCUUGUGUAAACGUAGUCACUAAUGUGCAUUAGUUCCAAAGUGCAGCGAAAACGAACAAACGGCGUCUUUUUCGAUCCUUUUUUUUCAAUUCCUAAAUAAAGAAUCGAUUCUCAAGGAAAUCGAAUAAUGAAGAAUCGAUUUAAAAAAUCGAUCUUUUGAUGAAUUGAAUCGAAAUCGAACAUCCCUACCCUAAUUUAGGGUAUCGAUUACUACAAUAUACGCAAUACUACGGCGUCUCAACCGGUGAUUUGUGAUUUAUCACCGAUAUUUCAAUAGUGAUUAGUCUGAAAGCGUUGUAAUAAUUUACGAGGAGAGAUGAACGCACCUCCGACCUUCGAGUCAUUUUUGUUGUACGAGGGAGAGAAAAAGAUAAUAAAAGAGCAAGACACCAAAGUGCCAAAUGCUGCAAUCUUUACGAUCAACAAAGAGGAUCAUACGCUGGGAAACAUGAUUCGCAAUCAAUUGCUGAAGGAUCCUCAAGUGUUAUUUGCUGGCUACAAAGUCCCUCAUCCUUUGGAACACAAGUUUGUCAUUAGAAUUCAAACAACCUCGGACUAUACUCCACACGAAGCGUUUAUGCAUGCUAUCACUGAUUUGAUUGCAGAACUCUCAUUGUUUGAAGAACGUUUUAAGGAGGCAAUCAAAGAGAAGAAAGAAGGUCUGGAUUAAACAGCUGAGGCAAAUCUGUACAUGUAUUUCAUAGUUCAUUAUAUUUUUUAUAUUCACAUAAAAUUUUAUUUAGUCUAAUUAAAACGUAUGUAUGUUAAAUAUGAGACAUAUGACAAAUACAGUCAUGUAAAUACGUUAUGAUUGAUUAAUGACUGAAUCAUGAUGUUAAUAAGUUGUGUGAAUAAUUCAAACAUAUUUAAUUAUUCUGUAUAUGUAUGUUUAGAGCAGAUUCCAUUCUUGUAAAUAUUUAAAAUAUUAAUAUUUAUAUAAAUAUGAAAAAAUUUAUAUAUUAAGUUGUACUCUUGUAUGUCACUCCACAAUUUAUUAUCUUCUACUGGUUUGUAUCUUGAGAUUUUUAAUUUGUAUUCCUUUCAGUUCCAAAAAUUAGAAUCUUUAUAAAAUUACAUUAAUAAAUUUCUGUCUUUAAAAAUAUGAGUGAUAUAUCACAUUUUGUAGAUUAAAAGUUAAUUAAAUUCCAAUAUAAGUAUAUACUAUAUUCGAAAGAUGCAAAUCUGAAAUGGAUUUUCUUAAGAAAAAUACUUAUAUUUUAUUAGUAAAACAUUAGCGAAACUUAUUGAAUAGUUGGCUGCGAGAGUUGUGUUGCGUAUAAAUAUACAUUAUGUAAAAACUAAAUUAAAAAAUUUUAAUUAUGGUAA
Monomorium pharaonis (pharaoh ant) is the source of this 1448-nucleotide messenger RNA. RefSeq names its product DNA-directed RNA polymerase II subunit RPB11 (gene Rpb11). Gene Ontology annotation, biological process: transcription by RNA polymerase II. The record is from RefSeq and is a predicted model, not a curated record. Gene Ontology annotation, molecular function: protein dimerization activity; DNA binding. The transcript is spliced from 4 exons. Lineage: Eukaryota; Metazoa; Arthropoda; Insecta; Hymenoptera; Formicidae. Bases 439 to 792 code for a protein of 117 amino acids. Gene Ontology annotation, cellular component: RNA polymerase II, core complex.